UAAUAGAAAAGGCUCGAUUGGGGUAUUCCCCUGUCCCCCUGGUGUUUGGUGGCAUUGCAAAUGGGCAAGGCUAAAAUGAGCUGGUUAUCUCAGGAUCAUGGAAAGCCUGGAAUCAAGAUUCAGGAAUGCUCCCUAUUUUCGUUGUGAGAAAGGAAACGAUUCUGUCCCAGUGUGCCAGAAGUGUGAAACGUGUGUCUUGGCCUGGAAGAUCUUUUCUACCAAAGAGUGGUUCCGGAGAGUCAAUGAGAUAUGGCAGAGGAGGUUUGUAGUCAGCAUUCUGGAGCAGUUAAAUAGCUUAUAUUUGUUACACUAUUUCCAAAAUAUCCUUCAGGCCACACAGGGGAAGGAUUUCAUCUAUAACAGGUCCCGGAUCAACCUCAGCAAGGAGGGGAAAGUAGUGAAGUCCUCCUCCUUUAACCAAAUGUUGGAUAAAACAGUGGAACAGAAGAUGAAGGAGACAUUGUACUGGUUUGGGACCAGCACCCACCGGACCAAGGCCAAUUACACCCUCCUGCUGCUGCAGAUGUGUGACCCCAAGUUACUGCUCACUGCUGCCAAUGUGAUCAGGGUUCUGUUUCUGAAAGAACGGAACAAUAUCUCAGGGCUCAAUAAAGACUCCUCUGAUGUGUAUUUUUCCCCCGAGAGAAAGUACAAUCCCCAGUCUGAGACCUCACAUGUGUAUUGGGCAGUCAGAACUCAGCAGACAUCCUUUCCUUUGUCCAAAGCCCCAGAAGGUGAAAAUGUGCAGGGAAGAACAUCUAAUCUUGAGGGACAGUGGAGGAGUUCGCUCCAGUGUAUUUCUGAGAUGAACAAACUAUUUUCUGGGGAAGCGAGCCUCAGCAAGCCAGGUUACAACCCCUGCAAUCUGUUGGUUGACCUGGAUACUGUCAAGGAAUUGUCUUCUGGGUUCAGCAAAUACCGAGACUUCAUCCGUCUCCUGCCCAUCCACCUCUCCAAGUACAUUCUAAGAAUGCUGGAUAAGAACAGCCUACACAGGUGUUUCUUCGUGAGCCAGCACUGGGCCAUCGUAGCCCAGCAGGUCAAGAUGGAAUUGUCGGCGCAGAAUUUCAUCCAGAACCAGAUUACCAUUUUGCAGGGGUCUUACUCAAGGGGAAUAGACCCCACUUACGCCAAUAAGCUUCUUAUCCCAGUCCCUAAGAUAGUCGAUGAUGCGAAACGCGUGCGUGUGAAAGGCCAGAGAUGGAAGCUGAGGACAAAGAAUGACUACAACCUGUGGACUGCAUACCAGAACCAGGAAACUCAGCAGGUCCUGAUGGAGGAGAGAAAUGUCUUCUGUGGGACCUACAAUGUCCGCACGCUUUCAGACACGUGGGACAAAAAUAGAGUCAUCUACUAUGCUGGGGGAGAUUUGGUGGCUGUGUCAUCUAAUCGGAAGAUCCAUCUUCUGGACAUCCAAAAAGUGAAGGUGUUACCCAUCAUGUUCCGAGGUCAUGCUGGGAGUGUCCGGGCCCUCUUCUUGCAAGAGGAGGAAAACUUUCUCGUAAGCGGAAGUUAUGACCUAAGUAUCAGAUACUGGGAUCUGAAAAAUGGGACUUGCAUACGAAUCUUCAAUGGCCACCAGGGCACAAUCACUUGCAUAGAUUUAUAUAAAAACAGGCUCGUAUCAGGAGCAAGAGAUUGCCAGGUGAAAGAAUGGGAUUUAGAUACAGGGAAGUGCCUGAAGACGUUUAAACACAAAGACCCCAUCUUGGCCACCAGGAUCAAUGACACCUACAUUGUGAGCAGCUGUGAGCGAGGGAUAGUCAAAGUGUGGCACGUUGCCAUGGCCCAACUUGUCAAGACUCUCAGUGGCCAUGAGGGACCUGUGAAAUGUCUGUUCUUUGACCAGUGGCACCUCCUGUCGGGGAGUUCUGACGGGCUGGUCAUGGCCUGGAGCAUGGUGGGGAAAUACGAGCGCUGCCUGAUGGCCUUCAAACACCCAAAGGAAGUGCUUCACGUGUCCCUUCUCUUCCUCCGGGUCAUCAGCGCCUGUGCAGAUGGCAAGAUCCGCAUUUACAAUUUCCUCAAUGGGAACUGUCUGAAGGUGAUAAAAGCCACUGGCAAAGGGGAUCCUGUGCUGUCCUUCUUUAUUCAGGGCAACAGGAUUAUAGUCAACACAGAGAGCAACAUCCUCAUGUUUCAGUUUGAGAACAUAAAAUGGCAGUAUGCUGCGGAAAAAAGUAAACAGAGGAAGAACAAGGAGAAAGAGGAGGACAAGGACAAAAACAGCCUCAUGGAAGCUCUCUCCAAGUCUAGCACUCAGAUUCAUAGUCUGAGAGAUUCUAUAUCCAGUAAACAAACUGUGACCCAGGAGCUUCUAUCAAGUAAAUCUCAUAAGCCCCGAGUUGUCCUGGAGGUGGCCAAGUUUUCUUCAGCAGAUGAUGUGAUGAAGGCACAAAAACAAGGACAAGUAGAAACUCCUGGAGAACUGAUCCAUCAUCAACUAAAGAAAAAGUCUGGGAAUAUCCCUAUGUCACCUGACCAAUUCCUACUAACCGUCAGUGCUGUGCAGAGAGCCCACAAUUCAGGGGAAUUUGCCUAUCCCCGUAGGCCCCAAACCCAAGUCAUUGAUGCCUGGGGACCUUCAAUCUCUUACCCAAGGAAGGUCCUGAAUUUCAAAGGAAAAUCAGUCCAACAUGCAGUUGAUCGGUUGAGAAUCAGCAAUCCUCCCAUAGAUGUGAAAAAAACCAACAUUCCCCUUGAAAUCCAGAAACUACAGCCUAAUCUGAAGAACUCUUUGCAAGGUCCCAGAGUACAGUCCACCAUACCCCAGCCCAUGCUUAUCCGUCCCCGGUUCCCAGGCAACUUAAGGGAAGACCAGGUAACCAGUUCAACUGAAGGGGCAGUGCGCAUUACAGGCCCCCUGACCAGUAUGCAGGUCAUUAAACACAACCGCAUGGUGGUGCCACAAGUGAGCAGAGCUACCCUUACUCUUAAGAAAGAGCGACCUCGCAUCAGCACAGCCCUUGAUCCCCUUAGGAUGAACACUGGGUUCAUGUUGUUGACUGUGAAGGAGGAGAAAGAGUACGGGGAAGCCAAGAUGAAGGAGUAUCAGGCCGGGGGGUCCAUUGCAAUGGUUGAUCCAGAAAAAGCCAGGAAAGCUGCAUGGAUCAGGAAGAUCAAAGGCCUGCCUAUUGAUAAUUUCAUGAAGCAAGGGAAAAUUGCAGCCCCUGAACUUGGACAAAAUGUGUUCAUCUAAACCAGCCUUGGGAAAUUACAAUAUCUUACAAUAAACAGAAACUCAAG
Messenger RNA from Nycticebus coucang (slow loris), 3246 nucleotides. RefSeq names its product F-box and WD repeat domain containing 10B (gene FBXW10B). Gene Ontology annotation, molecular function: protein binding. NCBI's taxonomy places the organism in Eukaryota, Metazoa, Chordata, Mammalia, Primates, Lorisidae. The record is from RefSeq and is a predicted model, not a curated record. The coding region runs from base 98 to 3199 and encodes 1033 amino acids. The transcript is spliced from 13 exons.